GGAGCCCGCGCUCGAGCCAGCCGCGCGUUGACGCCCCGACCAUGGCUGCGGAGGGACGCGGCCCCCGCGCCCAGCUCUGGGCCGCGGCGCUGCUCCUGCUCGGUCUGCCGCGCCUCUCGGUGCGGGCGGAUGGGAAGCUUUUUGUGCUGGAGUCUCAGAAUGGCUCUCAGGGCCUCGAACUGGAGGUGGCUCGGCUUUCCUGCAAGAGCAGGGGCGCUCACCUGGUGUCUGCGGAAGAGCUGCGGACGGUGGUCCAGGACUGUGCCUUUGCUGUGUGCACCACCGGCUGGCUGGCAGAUGGCACCCUGGGGACAACCGUGUGUAGGCAAGGGGAGCGAUGAACGCAAAUCAAAGCCAGUGAUUGUGAGAUUGAAAGCAACCCAGCUCCUGGUGCCACGUACAGUGCCCUUUGUAUUAAGGAUGAAGAGAAGCCAUGUGGAGACCCGCCUUCGUUCCCACACACCAUCCUGCAGGGCCGCACGGGCCUGGAGAUGGGGGAUGAGCUGCUGUACGUGUGCGCCCCGGGCCACGUGACGGGCCACCGUGAAACCGCCUUCACCCUGCUGUGUAACAGCUGUGGGGAGUGGUACGGCUUGGUGCAGGCCUGCGGAAAAGAUGUGGCUGAGGCACAUAUUGACUAUGAGGAUAAUUUCCCAGAUGACAGAUCCAUGUCCUUUAGAGAGCUCAUGGAGGACUCCCGGACAGAGGCAGAAGAAGACAGAGGUCCAGGAGAGGCCCCUGAGGAGGUUUCAAAACAGGACCUUCUGGUCUCCAUUUCUGUGGGGAGAGAAAACAUAGCCCAGGAUACAGCCUCUGUGCCAACUACAGGCUUGUCCAUCGUGGGAAGCAGUGUCCCCACAGACUCUCCAGGACCCCAGCUAAACCAGAAGUACUUGUUCUGGUUUCCUGCUGAGAAUUUCCACAAGCCUGGGCUGCAGAAGGAGAUGAAUGAUGGCUCCAAAAAGCAGUUUCUGGCUAGAGACAACCGUAGUAGCCUAACAGCAGCUCCGGGUGAACCUGAAGCCAAGGUGAUCUAUAGCAGCACUCAUGGUCCCUCGGGGCCAUUUCUGGGCAGGACUGACAGCAAGACCGGGGACCCAAUGGUGAGCAGCAGUGAUGAGUCCUGGUUAGAUGGUUACCCUGUGACGGAUGGGGCUUGGAGGAAGAUAGAGGCAGAAGAGGAGGAAGAGGAGGAAGAUGGUGACAAGGGAGAUGCAUCAGUAGGGCUGGAAGAAAGAGUUCCAGUUACUCCUAAUCAGCCCAUUCCUGUCGAAGUUAAGAACCCCAGGAGUACCUCCUUCACACCAAGUGAGGACGUGACCCGUAGUUCAGUUCUUCCAUCUCAAACACUAGAUGUAGAAGCUUUGGCUCUCAGACCCGGAAAUGUGUCUGAAACUGAGGGUCCCAGCACGGGAGAUGGUGACUUGAUCAGGUACCAGUCAACUGUUCCUUGGAGCUUUGCUGCAGAGACGUCUCCCAUGGCCACACUACCCUAUGAACUCCCCAGCUCUACCCUGGGGUCAGGGACAACUGCUGUCCAACAGAUGCCGAAUCACGUCCCCUCAACUAUCAUGGCAGCCAGCCAGACUCGGGAAACCAUUGCUCCUGAGGUCCAGGAUAGUUUCCCAUACCUGCAGUCUGAGGACUUCUUGGGACAGGAAAGCCCUGGCCCAGGUGCAAGCGAGGAGCUUCUUCCAACUGUGGAAUCGUGUGUAGGGGAUGGGUGUCCCAGCCUCAGCCAGGGCCCUGUCAUUGCCACCAUUGUCACCAUCCUAUGUCUGCUGCUGCUCCUGGCAGGGGUGGGGGCCGUGUGGGGCCACCGUAAGUGCCAACACAAGAGCUCUGUGUACAAGCUGAAUGUUGGCCAGCGGCAAGCUCGACACUACCACCAGCAGAUUGAGAUGGAGAAGGUCUAACCACCUUCAGAGCAGGCUCUCCCAAAGCCACUUAGGAGGAAAGGAAACUGUGCCACGUCUCACUGAUAAAGACUGAUUCUUCACUAGAGCAUGAAACAGGUGGGUUAGGACUUGUCUCUUUUUCUCUCAGGUCCUUGUUCUGAAGGCCAAGAAGCGUCUCUGGAGGCACCUGGUAGGACAAGUAGGCUUUGAUGGCAUCAUCACACGCAUCAAUAUCUACUUAACCAAAUUUCCUGGAAUGUACUGCGCUGAUCCCAGACCUGUGCUCAGGCCCCAAUUCCAGUGUGAGCUCAAAACUCACCUCUCACUUCAUCAUGCUCUUAUCUUCUUUCCCCUGUUUUAAGAAAAAAAGAUGAACCACUCCAUGACCAAAAUUUUUAGAAAAAGUGUGAUAAACUGAGCACUUGAGAGCAGUGUUAUUUAGGAUAGAGAUAUUUAAUCGUUGGGCGUGGGGCAUAGAAAAAAUAAUGGGUUAUUGCCUUUUAAUGUUGUGAUUUUGUGAGGGCAAAUGAGCCAAGAACCAGGACAGAGUCUAGAAGCUUUUGGUUUCUUUUUAAUUGUUGAAAUUGGAGGGAGGAAAAAAAAAAAUCUGAGAGAAUUUAGGACUGAUGUUUUGUGGGGAGAGGGAAGUGAAGGGAGUAGCAAGACACAUCCACUUUGUUCCCUCCAUUUUAUAGGACAGACCAUUUUUUUUAAAACAUGUGAUUAGUUUUGGGGGCCCUGAGUGUCUUCAUUGGUUAGGCACCAGCUCUUGAUUUCGGCUUAAGUCAUGAUCCCUGGGUCCUGGGAUCAAACCCCAUGUCAGGUUCUGUGCUCAGCAUGGGGUCUGCCUGAGCAUUUUCUCUCUCUCCCUUCACAUGAGUAAAUAAGCACAUGCUCUCUUUUUCUCUCUCCCAAAUGAAUAAAUAAAUCUUUUUUAAAAUAAGAGAAAAAAAAAUUAAUAAAUGGUUAGUUUGUACCAGUAAGCGCCAUUUCUUCUUGGAAGCAGUGGUCUAGCUGUCUGACCAGACUGUGCCUAAGAAUUCAGAAUUUUUUGUUAAACUAACAAAACUCAGUUCUUGGCUUCCUCUCUCAGGAUAACCAUUCUCUGAACCCAAGUAAGAGGGAGGAAAAUACUGUACCGAAGUAAGAUGGGAGGAAAAUACUGUUUUAAGAGGGCCGAGGACUGGGAUAUCAAGUAGGUACCUAUCUGAUGGGAAAGCAGAGGAAUUAAAAAGAAACAGGAAAUGCUCUUAGUGGACUCUCCUGCGCUCUGUUGUGGCAAUCGGGAGCACCAUGGGAUCAUCAUGAGCCCAGGAUGGACUCCUGGCUGUUGAGCAAUCCACGUCAUAGUAUCCACAUCAUCUUGGGAUGACUCAGCACGUUUAUGACAGAGGUUCUCAGAACCCAAGCCUCAGACCUGCGGUAUCAACUCAGCCCCCAGCAGAAGCCCCCCAGCAGAAGCGGGCGGGGCUGUGCAGAGCCCUCCAGGUGAUCCUAAAGCACACUCAAGUUUGGGAACCGUUGCUUUGCCGUAUCCGUUGUGAGCUUUGAGCCAGUGAAGGCUCUAGAGGCACAGACGAUGAGUAACACCCAUGACUGGCCUCACCCGGAAGCCAGGCAUCGCUGCCUGCACCUGCGGCAGUCUUGGACGCUGCUGUCUCCAAUGGGCUCAGGUGCAUUGGCACAGAAACAGAACACAUUAUCUUUUUACAACAUGAGUCAGUUUCUUAGAAAGAGUCUUCAGUGGUGAAAAGUGAUGAAGCCUGUACCUGAUUUGGAGACACUAAGUGUCUAUGUGGUUAUAUGGGGCAUGAGAGAAUCCUGAUCUUUACAAUUGAAAAGUUGGUGGUGGUGUUUGACCUAAGGGAAAAGAAAUUUGUGUAACAUGUUUUCCACCCUGCCACCUCUUUCCGGUGCAAGCUUUGGAAAAAUGAUAGGCUAAGUAGAUAUAAAGGUAGUGCUGCAAACUCAAAGACCCUAGUCCCCACUACUGGGUGGAAGGAAGGCCUGAAACUACGGGAUGGACUACCUCUGUGUCAGGUGAAGUCUAGAACAGGACAGAAACACUUUCUGCAUGCAGCCAAAGCAAAACACGGAAGAAUAGACGCCAGAGACUGUAGAUAUUUAUAAAUUAGAUUUCUUUUCUAAUCUAUGAUAACUUUUCUAUUUUUAACUAGAUAAAAUAACCUCCAUCUCAGCAUUGGAUUGUGUUAUUCAACUAUGAUUAUGUAAUCACCCAAGAACAUUGACUUAAUACCAACACAAAAAUAGGUAAUGGUAAUACCCAAUGUAUUAAUAAAUUUAUUACAGGACACAUUAAUACAUGGAAGUAUAUUAUUCUGUAGACAAGAACUACAUGAAAACAACCCAACACAUCAGUUUCUAAGUUUUUAUGGAUUCUCUGUCAUCUAAAUUAAUGUUCUAGGAUCUAAAAAUGCAUAUGGAAAGGGAUGAUGAAAACAUUAGUAAAUGUAAGUUACAUGUCAGCAUGCCUGUCUUGAGACUGGUAACCAUUGAAUGUUUAUGAAAAUUGAGGUUUGGAUGGUCCAUUAACACAAGCUUCUGAGAUCUUUAAAUAAAUAAUUAUUUCCCACA
Messenger RNA from Lutra lutra (Eurasian river otter), 4493 nucleotides. It is a transcript of the gene SUSD5, whose product is annotated as sushi domain containing 5. Gene Ontology annotation, molecular function: hyaluronic acid binding. The record is from RefSeq and is a predicted model, not a curated record. NCBI's taxonomy places the organism in Eukaryota, Metazoa, Chordata, Mammalia, Carnivora, Mustelidae. Gene Ontology annotation, biological process: cell adhesion; Notch signaling pathway.